Messenger RNA from Theileria parva strain Muguga, 2358 nucleotides. Its product is annotated as AP2 domain protein. Lineage: Eukaryota; Apicomplexa; Aconoidasida; Piroplasmida; Theileriidae. The coding region runs from base 1 to 2358 and encodes 785 amino acids. The transcript has a single exon. Gene Ontology annotation, molecular function: DNA-binding transcription factor activity. Gene Ontology annotation, biological process: regulation of DNA-templated transcription. The record is from RefSeq and is a predicted model, not a curated record.
AUGAAAGAAGUCAAUUUUGAGGCUACUUCUAACAGUGUACCGUAUUUGGGCAAGUAUGCUUCAGUUCCUUCCGGGACAGUUAACUCAUCCUGCACUACCAUUUGUGAGACCUUUGACGAGCUAACAAAUGAUGAAGGUGAAAAAAAUCACAACAUUCAAUCUUCUCUAAUGGAGGAUAACGAGUUUUCGUCAAUGAAUUACAAAUGUGUAAGCGAAUAUGACGUUUUUAACUUGGGCCUUGUUGACUCGAACUACUUUAACAAUAUUCCAAAUCCUAACCAAAUGAAUAUUUCCAACCAAAUGAAUAUUUCUAACCAAAUGAACAAUCGAACACUCAAUAACAGGGAGCUUAGUAAUAUACAAAUGAGUAACUUACACCUGAGUAAUUCUAACAUGAAUCACAUUGUUAGUGGGAACAUUGACUACAACAGCAGUUGCCUUAACUUUUAUCCCGAAAGUAUAAACUACUCUGACAAUCUAAAUGAUUACACAAAUGGUUUAAAUGACUAUUCUAAUAACCUAAAUGAUUACACAAAUUCUGGUUUAAAUGAUUAUUCUAAUGGUCUAAAUGAUCAUGAAGAGAAUGGUAUGAAUGAAUAUAAUGUGAAUUAUAAUCCUAACAUAGGUUCAAACUAUGGCGCUGAUAACUGUAACAAUAACACGUACACGGGUGACGGAAGUGGAUAUGCUGUUGAAAGUAACUACGUUAAUUCCGAGAAUUACCCGUGCAAAGAUGAAGGGUUCGGGUUUGACGGAUACAAGGGUGAAGAAAAUGUCUACAGCGGUGGUAACUACUAUGGAAAUGAUCUAAAGUAUAACAUGUAUAACAUGCCACACUUUCCAGCUGAUGAAAAUCCCCUUAACCCACGAGAUAACUCGGUAGAUAGUAAUAACUCCUACAACGUUCCAAUGCACUCCUCUUCCACAAUUAACCUAAGUCAUCCCAAUCCAAUCAAUACUUAUGAGCAACAGAAUAACUUGUCAAGUUAUGAUCCUCAAACCCAGAUGCAAAAUUAUGAUCCACAAAAUCCUAUGUCCAAUUAUGAUCCUCAAAAUCCUAUGACAAAUUAUGAUAACACAAAUCCUAUGCAAAAUUACAAUUGUUCGGGUUAUGACGCACAAAGCCAGAUGCAAAAUUAUGACGCCCAAAACCAGAUGCAAAAUUAUGACGCGCAAAGCCAAAUGUCAAGUUACAAUUGCUCAGGUUAUGAGGAGGGGAUGUACGACAUGAAUAACUACAGUAACAUGAAUUGCAUAUCUGGAGUAAAGUACCAGAGGACUGAUAACAGGUGGAUUGCGCGGUGGACAACCGCCGAGGGUAAGCGCGCCUGUAAGAGUUUCUCUGUAAACAUUUACGGGUUUAACCAGGCUAAAAUGCUAGCAAUUCAGGCCAGACAGAAGGGUGUGGCCCUGUCAGGCCGAUCAUUUUGUAACAGAGAAAGACAACAUGCGAUGAAGAGCGGGGUUGGAAUUAUUGGAAUCAGAUUUGAUAAAACCCAGGCUCGCUGGGUUUCUUCCUACUACGAAGGCGGUAAGAGAAAGUUUAGGUACUUUACCGUAAAAGACUAUGGCUAUGAGCAGGCCAAGAGAAACGCAAUAAUUUGGAAAAGCUGUAAUGAUGAACGUUUGGUUAAGAGGGUUAAGGAAGGCUAUGGCAUGAACUAUGGAGUUCCUAACAUUAUGCCAAACAUUGUUUAUCCCGUCGAAGGAUACCCUUACGCCUGCGGAAUACCAAACACUGUUCCCAAUAACCUACAAAUUAAUGCAAUGGAUCUUAAGGAUCAAAAGGAUAUGGAACUCGAUAAUCAGAAUUUCACAGAAAAUAACAUCAACGGUAACAACAUCGUCAACGGUAACACUGUCAACAAUUUUAAUGGUGACAAUUUUAGUAAUCAAGAUUAUUUGAAGGAUUAUGAUUACAACACAGAAAACAACACUGAACACAAAAGUGUGACCCAGAAUGAGGAGUUGGAUGAGGGAUACAGGACAAUGGUGGCUGUGAACAACUUUGGGAAUUUUGACCAGAAUGAGUCAACUAUAAGCUCUGGUAGGAACGACUACUUCUACUGCUCCGACUCACACGACGAAUCCGGAGACUCUGAAACCACCGGAAUCGAAUCUGACCAAUGCCAGGAAAGUGAUGAUGAUAGCGUUGGCAAUGGAAAUACUGUUGGCAAUGAUGAUAGUGUUGGCAAAAGUGUGGAUAGUAGUAAGGUGAGUUACGACGGAAAGAGGGGCAGGUGGGUUUCAAUGUGGCGUGACGAGGAGGGAAAAAAGGUUAAAAAAUACUUUGAGGUGCAUAAAUUCGGGUACAAAAAGGCCAAACAAAUGGCCCUGGCUAAUAAUAAACUAAUUUAA